UGAAUAGAAUAAUCUCCAACGGUUCAAGCUUUUUGAAGUGCUAGUUGUGUUUGUAUGCACCUGCACCGUUGCACCUUUAUACGUAACUGUAUUAGUCCGUCCCCAUUCAUCGGGAAGCUUCCGAAUGUAUAUAUUCAUACAUCCACCAUCUUUCACAUGCAAUACUUUCCCGAUACUUUUCUUACCUUACAGCAAGCUUACGUUCGUUGUCUUGCUUGAAAAUAGCGACUCACAGGAGUCAAUCAAGAGCCAUCUUGCAAAUGUGACAUAGAAUUGGUAUCUGGUCAUACAGCUACCCAAUGCUUUUUGCCCAAGCUAAUCUGUCCCAGUGAAUUCCAAAGCCCACAAAAUCAUGGGUGUAUCAUAAUAUGGGUUUCUUAAUUCGUCUUUCAGCAGAGCUGUUAGGGAUGUUGGGGCAGUCCCUCGCCGUAUAAUGGCCAGCUUCUGAUUAUUGAGAGGCUUAUUGACCCAUUAGGAACGUUGUUAACAAGGUGGAAAUGCGUGUAGCAAUAGCUGGAUUUAUGGGGCAUGAGAGAAACCAAAUUACCCGAAGUUAUACCCAGAUAGACAGAGCUGGAGCCAAACUUCUCGACAUCGAUUCAAUCAAAUAGAUGUCAUUUCAGGACGACAAACUAUGAUCACUUACACACUGAUUCGAUACUCUGUCACAAUGGUCUGCGAUAUCUUAAUGGCUUGGAAAAUAUGGGUUUCUUUCCGUGGCCGAGACAUGCAAGAUGUUACGAUAAGGGAGGAUAGCAUUACGAUCUCAAUCUUUAGCAAGAACUUAGACUCGAGUGAGUGAGAUACUAGGUGUUCUUCUGCAUUUAUCGGAAAUCAAUUUGUCACGGCCCAGGCAACAUUGGAAGAGUAAAUCAAAGAAGGCAUCAAGGGUUUCAGGAUUUUACUUCAAUGUUUGGAGCCCAAGUAUUCGAAUGUCUUAGUACAAAGCCUUAUGGACGUUGUCCUUGACGGGCUUGUAUAGUCAAGAUACCUCAAGACGUCUGUCGAGAUUUGAUACUCUUGAAAAUGUGUCUCUUGGUGGUGCUCCACCAUAUUAAUUACGCCACUUGAUCCCUCGAGACUGCAAGAUGCACAGAGUUAGCACAUUCCGAUCCAAAUUUCCUUGGUGCGUAUCCAAGCAGCAUGUGUCCAUAAUUCUGCUAGAAUAGAGGAACACGUCCAGAAGUAAUUAAUUACAAGAAGGAUAAUGAGGAAAGGAAGAAGCAGUUCAAAUGUUGCCUCUACAAAUGCUACCCUUACUUCUAGAAAAGAACGGCUUAUUUGUCUACGAGGGUACAUGGUAAAAAUAGACAUUGAAAAUCAGCGACA
Molecule: messenger RNA, 1329 nt
Organism: Sclerotinia trifoliorum
Lineage: Eukaryota; Fungi; Ascomycota; Leotiomycetes; Helotiales; Sclerotiniaceae
Source: the annotation of a GenBank genome assembly